This is a messenger RNA of Pseudoliparis swirei, 2315 nucleotides long. RefSeq names its product cyclin-Y-like protein 1. Gene Ontology annotation, cellular component: plasma membrane. The coding region runs from base 698 to 1726 and encodes 342 amino acids. Lineage: Eukaryota; Metazoa; Chordata; Actinopteri; Perciformes; Liparidae. Gene Ontology annotation, biological process: regulation of cyclin-dependent protein serine/threonine kinase activity; regulation of canonical Wnt signaling pathway. The transcript is spliced from 10 exons. The record is from RefSeq and is a predicted model, not a curated record. Gene Ontology annotation, molecular function: cyclin-dependent protein serine/threonine kinase activator activity; protein kinase binding.
UGUCUCCCCGUAAAUGCGACGGUAUGGAAGCUAACGUGAAGCUAUCUCUUUAAUAUCCCAACACUCGCUGCCUUCCCGCGUCCUUAAUCACCCGCGGACUUGUUUCCAGUCGGGGAAUCUCGCGCGUCAGCCUCCAGAGGCGUCCGACCCGCAGCGGAAGAGGAGCGAGCCAUGCUGCCGAGGAGCCAAUGGAUUGAGGUGCGGAAGGUAGCGUCGGGCUAGCCAUGGAGGGAGCCAGCGGAGCCGGUGACUUUGUAUUGUUCGCCUCCCGUUUCCGGCAAAUGAGUUAAUGUUAUAAACGGCCACCGAACCAAAAAGUAUUCAACUCGACGCUUUUUGUUGUUCGUGUUUUAGAAGCGCACGAGCGCGAUGCUGCUGCGCACACGCCCUGAAUAUGUCAGCUGCCCUGCACAUACCGCAGACACCCAGUUGGCUGUCAUUGCAUAGAGCCCCUUGUGCUCUCCGGCAGAGCUGAUCUCUUCUCAGGCUGGACCGGGCCCUCAUGCACUGAGCUAAACAUGAUAAAGGUGUAAAGUGUUUUUAAGAAAAAAUCAGAAACCAGAUUCGGACAGCUCCAGAUUUGCUUUGAUUUUUUUUUUACGCUGCAGUCAGUGUUGUCAGUGAGACCAGGAGGACAUCUCCUCCUGGGUUUUAUGGGAAACGGGGCCGGCUGCGGCAGGACUGCUGUAGGUCAGCGAUGGGAGGAUCGGUGUCUUGCUGCAUCUCCCCCGGAGAGAGUCCCAAGAUCUUUAGGCGGGAGGUGGAGCUGGAGGAUUGCCCCAUCACCACCGCGGAGGACGUGAGCGAGGACACCGGGACCUACCUGCAGCACAUCAGCGACAGGGAGCUCCCAGACGAGCUGGCCCAAGAGUCCAACCCAUCGGACCACCCCAGAGCCAGCACCCUCUUCCUCAACAAGUCGCAGACAGACGUGCGCGAGAAAAGGAAAAGCAACUACUUGAAUCACGCGAUGUCCCCGGGGAUUCUGACGAAAAAGUUCAGCUCCUGCUCUACAAUAUUCCUCGACGACAGCACGGUCAGCCAGCCCAACCUGAAGAGCACCAUCAAAUGCGUCACGUUGGCCAUCUACUACCACAUAAAGAACAGGGAUUCAAACCGCUCGGUGGAAAUAUUCGAUGAGAAGCAGCACCCUCUGUCGAGAGAUAAGGUUCCGGACGACUACGCCGUGGUCGACCCCGAACACAAGCUCAUCUACCGCUUCAUACGGACGCUCUUCAGCAGCGCGCAGCUCACGGCCGAGUGCGCCAUCGUCACCCUGGUUUACCUGGAAAGGCUGUUGACGUAUGCGGAGAUGGACAUCUGCCCUUGCAACUGGAAGCGCAUUGUUCUCGGUGCCAUCCUGCUGGCCUCCAAGGUGUGGGACGACCAGGCCGUGUGGAACGUCGACUACUGCCAGAUCCUCAAAGAGAUGACGGUGGAGGACAUGAAUGAGAUGGAGCGUCACUUCCUGGAGCUGCUCCAGUUCAACAUCAACGUCCCGGGCAGCGUCUACGCCAAGUAUUACUUCGACCUGCGCUCGCUGGCGGACAACAACAACCUCAGCUUCCCUCUGGAGCCGCUGAGCAACAAGCGCGCCCAAAAGCUGGAGGCCAUCUCCAGGCUGUGCGAGGGCAAGUACAAGGACCUGGGUAAGCCGGGCGUGAGGAGGUCACUCAGCGUCGACAACAUGGCCGGCAUCAAGAGCUCCCAGGCGGUGCUGUCUUAGGUCCGCGGCGCAGCGGGGGGGCCGAGAGCGACGCCGCGGGGACGAGGCGCCGCGUCCAGGAAGUCGGACGGCAUCCGACGAGAGGCGUCUCCAAAGUAGUUUACGAUAGAGAAAUAAAAUCAAAAAAUAAAAUCGGUGGCUUAAAAAGUUUUCUUACCAAAAUGUGAAACGACAACGCUUACCAAACCAUCGCUCUAGUGUCACGAGUCCAGUUUCUCCGUGUUUUACAAAGAGCUUCAGCUAAAUGCCUUUUAACGCAUGAUGAUACGGUGAAAUAUUUUUGCAGACUAACUUCAUUUUAGUUUUUAAAUGGAUGUGUAACUUUGAACUCAAUCGGCUUGAAAACGCUUCCUGAAGUCACGCAAACUGAGGACUUCCUCUCUUUAUUCUUCUCUCUCUCCACCAGCCGCCCCCCCCCCCCCCUCACCUUUAUUCACACAGAAGGACCGCCUUGAGCUACCCUGUGGUGUGGUUCUGCACAUGGACAAAGAGUAGACUUUGUUUUGCUUACUAUGUAGGCCCCUAUAGCUGUGAAAUGUACAAGACUUUAUUUAAUUCAAAUAAAUCUCAGUCGCUGUUUAAAGUUGAA